Symsagittifera roscoffensis is the source of this 2553-nucleotide messenger RNA. RefSeq lists its product as uncharacterized. The transcript has 5 exons. The record is from RefSeq and is a predicted model, not a curated record. NCBI's taxonomy places the organism in Eukaryota, Metazoa, Xenacoelomorpha, Acoela, Convolutidae. Bases 3 to 1940 code for a protein of 645 amino acids. Gene Ontology annotation, biological process: regulation of transcription by RNA polymerase II. Gene Ontology annotation, molecular function: DNA-binding transcription factor activity, RNA polymerase II-specific; transcription cis-regulatory region binding.
UAAUGCAUAGUAAUAAUAAUUGGCUUAAUUUCAACCAUGAAAUACCGUCUCAGAAUAUAGGUAACAUCAAAGUACAGAACAUCAUCACUAUCAACGCACGAACCCCUAACUUGCUGCCACCGCCUUACACAACAGCCUUGUCCAACGAAAAUGUUCAGCCUAUGCCAUUACAGUCUCAAUAUCAAAACCAUAUCGACGAAAGCAAGCGGAUACAUGGGCCGAAAGUAUCUGAUUUUGUCGGCAAUUCAAGAAAAAGGUCAAAUUUACAAAGAAACGCAGAGCUGAGUCUUCCUCCGGAGUUUGGCGAUCAGAAGUUAUUUCAGAACGGGUUCAAAAGUGACUCUUUUUUGAACUCUUCUAACUAUUUCAAGCCAAUUUCGUCUAAUUUCAGUGACUCAAUUUCGCCACCUUGUAAUGAAAACAGUCUGAAUUCGCCAGCUGAGACUCCGAAACGGGCCAAAUUUGUCAAUCCGAAUGAAGUUAAACUCGAGAUACAAAAUAACUUUGGUUGUGUGAACGAUAUCUGCGAUAAAGAAAAUGAGAAUAGAAAGAGUACUUUGGAAUGCUCGAAAGACCAAGAGGAAUCUAAGGUCACCAAAGGUCAUCAGAAGCCGCCUUAUUCGUAUAGCUAUCUGAUUGUGUUGGCACUUAAAAACAGUAAAAACGGGUAUUUACCUGUAACUGAUAUCUACAGCUUCGUAAGACGACAUUACCCUUUCUACGAAACGGCAACGGAUGUAUGGAAGAAUUCCAUUCGGCAUAAUCUGUCUCUGAGCAAGGGCUUCGAGAAGGUGGCCAGAUACAACCCAGAGGCUCCCAGCAGCAAGAAGGGAUGUCUGUGGGCCAUGAACCCAGAAAAGAUACACAAGGUGGACGAGGAGUUGGCCAGAAUCAGAGCUAAAGACCACCAGCAGAUUCUGGACAGCAUGCGGUAUCCAGACAGACUGGACGUGAUAGAGAGCGGCUGUCAUGGCUUCGGAGGAGUAGUGGACUCUUUCAAGGCACAGUAUGGCAUGUCCCAAUUCACCCCGUAUGUCAGAAUGUACAUCAAGGAGUCUCUUCUUAGGGAGCCAUGUAUACAGCUGGACAACGAACACUGGGAAGCUGUUACUCUGCCUGAAAAUCCAGUAUCAAUCAACGGAAUGUAUGUGUCGAAUGUCAAUCAUCCGCCGCCAUACCACUCGAACAUCGCCCGGGAACCUCCCGUAGUCCAACAACGCAAUCUUCCUCCGUCUUACACGCAUCCACUUAACCUAGCGUCACAUCCAGCGAUGAUGUCCAGCCAACAGCACGAUUAUCACGCAUUCGAUUCCAACUACGGCGCUGUUCCACCUAACGUGCUGAAGUCAAGACAGAAUAAUUCCAAAAACGGUGCUGCCAAACUGAACUUUCCAAACGUGUCGAUGUAUUCUAGCGUAGCUCCAGCUGUUCAUCGUAUUGAAAGCAAUAUAAGUCUUCCGGCUCAUUUUUGGUCACCGACACAACAGCAAAGCUCAAUAAAUACAAGUAUGAGUCCCUUCAAUGACUUAACACCAAGGUCAAAUGUUAUGGGAUCAGCAAGUUACUUCAGUGAAGGACCUAUUAUUAACUUCACUUAUGGCAACAUGUAUGCAAAUCAGAACGGAUCCCACAGCAACUCACAGCUUGUUGUGAAUCGCCAGGAAGGAUCGUCGCCUUUCCUGGACUCUGUCGCUGGUCUCCCGAUAGCUACAGGUUGCACACCCUACGGGAGUCCGUCGGUAGAUCCGACAACUUUCGUCACGCCUUCGACCCACCAAAUCAUCAGUCGCUUAGGGUCCGGGUCAGGUGAUUUUGUCUCGCCUUACAACUCAAAUUCAAUCAGUGGAAACUUUAGCAACCUAGACGGCGGUGAAAUUUUGAACUAUAAUGAUAGUCUGUUUGAAAAUCUGAAUACAGGAUGUUAUAGUGUGCAGUAUUAGCCAGUAGCUGAGCUCUCGUUUGUUACAGUAAAUUAAAAACUUAAGUUUAACUUCUUGAGGUGUUAAUCUUUUCCGUGCUUCAUUGAUGUGCCUUCGAUGUUUUGAACAUCACCUGGUUUGUUUUAAUUUCAGGCCUUUUUUCUGUGCUUUGUUUUGAUGCUAAGAUUUGUUUUGUAUUUUUUGUGGCCUCUACUUGCAGUAGAUAGCAACCUUAAAUGACCCAGAGCUUCUCAACACGGCCGAAGUAAGGUUUCAGUGACAGCCUAUUUAAAGUAUUUUUUAUUUAAGGUCUCUGUCGAUUAUUUAGACCUCAAUAUCGUAUUUAUGUCCUCUAUAUGAUGUCUUUGUCAAAUCUAGGUUAGACUCUCUCUUCCUUAUUGUAAGUUAAUUGUCUUAGUCAUCUCUCUUAUGUAAUAUUAUUAGUGCUUAAUUGACCUUUGAAAAAUUGACAUCGCUAGUUUGUUAAUUAGUUACCUUUUUCUCGGUGACCGAGAAUCUAGUGUUUCCAGCUAGCUUUAAUACUUGUGCAGUCUUAUGCGUUGUUCUCGUAAUCUUGUUUAUUAGAUGCAUUUUCAAUUUGAAAUCUAUUUAUAAUUGAAAAUUUCAUGAGUGA